Boleophthalmus pectinirostris (great blue-spotted mudskipper) is the source of this 969-nucleotide messenger RNA. Its product is annotated as trace amine-associated receptor 7e-like. NCBI's taxonomy places the organism in Eukaryota, Metazoa, Chordata, Actinopteri, Gobiiformes, Gobiidae. Gene Ontology annotation, biological process: G protein-coupled receptor signaling pathway. The record is from RefSeq and is a predicted model, not a curated record. The transcript is spliced from 2 exons. The coding region runs from base 1 to 969 and encodes 322 amino acids. Gene Ontology annotation, cellular component: membrane. Gene Ontology annotation, molecular function: trace-amine receptor activity.
AUGGUGAUGGAUGAGAUAGGACUGUGCUUUCCCCACCUCCACAACAGCUCCUGUAGGAAGAGUAAGAUCGACCCCACUGAAAAUCUGAUUACCAAUGUGUUGCUGGGCUUUGCAUCUAUGCUCACUAGUGUACUCAACCUUCUGGUUAUCAUUGCCGUUACACAUUUCAGACAGCUCCACACCUCGACUAACCUACUGCUCCUUUCUUUGGCAGUGUCUGAUUUCCUUUUUGGUCUUGUGGUCAUACCAGUCCACGGCAUUAAAUGGAAAAUUUGUUGGACUUUGGGCGACCUCAUGUGUUUGGUGUAUUACACACUUUCUCUUACACUAUUUACCUCUUCUGUUGGAAACAUCAUCCUUAUUUCAGUGGAUCGGUAUGUGGCCAUCUGUCAGCCUCUGUUCUACCAAAGCAGAGUGACUAGAAAAGUGGUCUCCACCUGUAUAUGUGCGUGCUGGUUGUACUCAGUUGGGUACUCAAUUUUAUUUCUUCAUGAGAAUUAUAUGCAUCCAGGCAAAUAUAAAUCUUGUGAAGGAGAAUGUGUGAUUUACUACUCUGAAGCAGCAGAUUUAUUAAUGAGUUGUGUCAUUCCAUUUUGUAUUAUUAUUUGCCUUUACACUAGAGUUGUGAUAGUCGCUGUUUCUCAGGCUCGAGCCAUGCGUUCUCAAGUUACAGCUGUGACCUCCAAGACGAGUAAAAGAUCAGAGAUUAAAGCUGUACGAAACCUGGGGAUCAUUGUGGCUGUGUACCUUGCUUGUUACUUGCCAUACCUUAUUGCUGCGUAUUCUGAAACUCACCUCACAAUACUAGGUACUCCUUUAAUUGUCAUUGCAAUAUCAAUAAUUUGUCUAAACUCUCUCAUGAAUCCUCUCAUGUACACAAUGCUGUUUCCCUGGUUUAGAAAAGCCAUUAAACUCAUAGUCACACUUCAGGUUCUGAAACCCGGUUCAACGGAUCUUAAAAUGUUUUAA